UGAGCCCUUGAUCCCUGGGCUAAUUCCAUGAAUCGCCCAAAUCUAAAUCCACACACGGAGCAGCAACACACAGUUGAAAAAUAAGAGGGAGGGAAAGAGAGAGCGACAAACUGACAGAUGUUGGAGAAUAUAGAAGAUGCACCAAACGACCCAGUGUGCCAACUCAUCAGAGUAGACCGUCAAGCCUGGCUGACGUCACCCACCCAGCCUCUGUAAUCGAAAGAGACGCUAAUCCAAAGCCUGGCAGUGGGGUGGGGUGGGGUGGGACAGGGAGGGGUAUUGAGAGAGACACGAGGAAGGGAGUGGGAUUCACAGGAGACUGGUGAGUGCAUGUCGGCUGUGGGUGAGCAGGCAGACUCAGCACUGAUCUGGACGAGUGACAUGGUGCUGCUCUGACUGUAAAAGGACACCAGGCACACCUCUACCACCUGACCAUCUUCUAAAGGUUUGGAAACUCUGAGGGUUCAAGCAACCCACAAGCCAGGCUUCGCCCUGGAGGCCACAAGCCUCGCUGAGGGCUCUGCGGAGGGGGAAGGCUGUGGGAGCUCACCCCCACUCGAGUCACCGCCACUCAUCGUGGAGGAGCUGAGCUUUGCCACUGUGGACCUGUGCCAAGAUGGAGAAGACAUCUGUCUGACUGCACCUGAGGGAGCAACACCGGAGAUGUUCAGCCAGGACCCAAACUGUGAAGACAUGAAAAGGACAGAUGAGAGAUUGCCAUUCCAGAUCUUCCCUGACCCUGUUGAGAUCAUCCUGGGUCCAGACACGUCCUUGAGCAGCCCGGAGCAGGAACUUGGGAGAGAACGUCUCCCCUCCAUUGUGGUGGAACCCACGGAGGUGAGCGAGGUGGAGAGCGGAGAGCUGCGCUGGCCUCCGGAGAACUUGGACCUGGAUGACGAUGACGAGGACCUGUUCUUGGAGCAGUGCAUCCCCCCGGCUAAUAUUGCAGAGUGGGGAGAGGAGGAAGAAGAGGAGGGGGAGGAGGAGGAAGAGGAAACGUCAGUUAUACUGAACCAGCACCAAGGCUUGACGCUCAUUGACCUACAGUCGGACGCAUUUCGAGAUGACACCCCCACACUUCCACCGAGCAGCACUUCAGCCUUCAACUGACUCAACUGCUGACUGAGCUGCACCUCGGAUGACUCAAGAGGAAACAUCCUCAUCAAGUUUCAGAAGAAAACGUAGCAAAUGUAGCAACCGAGAUUAGGCAAAGUGUGACCUAAAAAAAAGAAGAAAAAGCGAUGUUAAUACAAACACUACACAAAUUUUAUACACUACUACACAAACGCAACUGUUGCCAACUGUGAAUUCAUGCUCUAAGUUGUAUUACAGUGAGUGAAGGCAAACACAUUCUCACACACACAUCACAGUGUGUGUGAGAACCCUAACCCUAACCCUAACCCAUCACACGUCACAGCUCACUGACGUUGGGAAUAAUUGAGCAAUAUAAUGUCUUUGCUGUGUGUUUCUUUCUGAACUUGUGGGAAACCUUCUGCUGACAUUGUGGCUUUGUGUUUCAUUUCCCUAGUUGUUUCCUAAUUUUAAAGGGCUCACAGAUGACAUAAAGAUGACAUCCGAGCAUCUCAACAAACUCUCUUCAUCUUGUGCUCAUUAUCUAUGCGUCAUCUCUGAUUCAGACCGAACCCAGUAACUCAAUGUCUUCAUUAAAGAUCAGCAUUUUACCCCAUGUAUUGGCUGUUCCUAGAAUCAACCCAUGUUGUUUUAGAUUUUUCUCGAUUUUUAAUUUUUUUUUAAGAUGUCAUUUUUAAUCAUAAGGCGGAUGACUCAUCGUUCAUCAUGUGAAUGACAAAUGAUGACUGAUACUUGAACAUUUGACCCAAAACAGGGGACUGUAAUGCUUAUUUCGCAAAAAAAAGAAGGGCAGCUCUAUUUAUAUUUCGUUACAGCAGUUGUACACGCAAGUAGGACUGAUAGAAAUGUGUAGUUAUACAGUAUUUUGUGAGUAGCCUGAUUUGUGAACAAUUUAUAUAAAUGGAAA
This is a messenger RNA of Solea solea (common sole), 1999 nucleotides long. It is a transcript of the gene lbhl, whose product is annotated as LBH regulator of WNT signaling pathway, like. Bases 664 to 1110 code for a protein of 148 amino acids. Gene Ontology annotation, biological process: positive regulation of DNA-templated transcription. NCBI's taxonomy places the organism in Eukaryota, Metazoa, Chordata, Actinopteri, Pleuronectiformes, Soleidae. The transcript is spliced from 5 exons. The record is from RefSeq and is a predicted model, not a curated record. Gene Ontology annotation, cellular component: nucleus.